Melampsora larici-populina 98AG31 is the source of this 1255-nucleotide messenger RNA. RefSeq lists its product as uncharacterized. The record is from RefSeq and is a predicted model, not a curated record. Gene Ontology annotation, cellular component: EKC/KEOPS complex; cytoplasm. NCBI's taxonomy places the organism in Eukaryota, Fungi, Basidiomycota, Pucciniomycetes, Pucciniales, Melampsoraceae. Gene Ontology annotation, biological process: tRNA threonylcarbamoyladenosine modification. The transcript has 3 exons. Bases 1 to 1104 code for a protein of 367 amino acids.
AUGGAGAAGAUAGAUUUUCAAGUAGACCCUAUUGACUUACCAGAAAAGCGGUUAUUAGCAUUAGGUAUUGAAGGAUCAGCCAAUAAGCUCGGCGUAGGAAUCAUCGAACAUCUUCCGAAUGGUCAAAUCAACGUUUUAUCCAAUUUAAGAAAAACUUAUGUGACUCCAGCUGGACAAGGUUUUCAACCAUCUGAUACUGCCAAACAUCAUCGUGAUCAUAUUAUCGACUUAAUCAAAUCAUCCAUCAAAGAAUCUCAAGUCAAUUUAAUCGAUUUAGAUUGUAUAUGUUAUACAAAAGGUCCUGGAAUGGGUUCACCAUUACAAACUGUCGCCCUUGUUGCUCGUACACUUUCAAUGAUGUAUAAGAUUCCACUCAUAGGCGUGAAUCAUUGUGUUGGUCAUAUCGAAAUGGGUAGAUUGAUCACUCAAUCUCCUAAUCCGAUCAUCCUCUAUGUCUCGGGCGGUAAUACUCAGAUCUUGGCUUAUUCUCACCAACGAUAUCGAAUCUUUGGCGAAACUCUUGAUAUCGCCGUCGGGAAUUGUUUAGAUAGAUUUGCUCGAGUCAUUGGUUUAUCUAAUGAUCCAAGUCCAGGUUAUAAUAUUGAACAAGGUGCGAAACACGGUCGAAAAUUGAUCACCUUACCUUAUACAACCAAGGGGAUGGAUAUCUCUUUGGGUGGUAUUCUUACCAAGGCAGAGGAAUAUACUCGAGAUCGACGUUUUCUUGGAGAUCAGCCUACUACAGAUGAUACUCCAUCUGACUCUUUCAAUUCUCAAGAUCUUUGUUUCUCACUUCAAGAAACGGUUUUUGCAAUGCUAGUUGAGAUCACAGAACGUGCUAUGGCUCAUGUUGGUUCUGAUGAAGUUUUGAUUGUUGGAGGCGUCGGAUGUAAUGAACGUUUACAAGAGAUGAUGAAGAUUAUGACUGAAGAAAGAGGUGGAAGGAUCUUUGCUACUGAUGAAAGGUUUUGUAUUGAUAAUGGAAUCAUGAUUGCACAUACUGGUCUCUUACAGUUUCGAAUGGGCUUUAGAACUCCAAUCGAGAAGAGUUCAUGUACUCAAAGAUUCAGGACAGAUGAAGUUUUGAUAAAUUGGCGCACUUAGAUUUUGGCAAGGUUUGUAAAUACAAUAUCAAAUUAUACUCUGAUAUGUUGCCGCUUCUGCAAUCUAGAGCUUUGAUAGUUGAAAUUUGUGUGCAAGAUGAAAAUGUAACUUAUUCAUGUGAUCUUGGUAUAAAUUUCGUUACAUGCUCCUC